Messenger RNA from Nasonia vitripennis (jewel wasp), 5397 nucleotides. It is a transcript of the gene Hr39, whose product is annotated as hormone receptor-like in 39. Gene Ontology annotation, biological process: regulation of transcription by RNA polymerase II; tissue development; hormone-mediated signaling pathway. Gene Ontology annotation, cellular component: RNA polymerase II transcription regulator complex. The transcript is spliced from 9 exons. Lineage: Eukaryota; Metazoa; Arthropoda; Insecta; Hymenoptera; Pteromalidae. The record is from RefSeq and is a predicted model, not a curated record. Gene Ontology annotation, molecular function: zinc ion binding; RNA polymerase II cis-regulatory region sequence-specific DNA binding; nuclear receptor activity. The coding region runs from base 1406 to 4216 and encodes 936 amino acids.
UCUCGAAUAUACCACCUUAUACUGCGACUGCGAGCGGCUCAAAGCCGCGAGAAGAGAGAAGGGGCCUCUCCAGAGCAAAGAGCGAGCGCCGACGAGAGCAUGUAGUCGAGUCAAAACGCCCUCUGGUGCACGUGCACUGUAUCAGCCAAAAUACGGCGGUGCGGCGGCUCGAGUUCGACUUGCUCUCUCGUGUAACGCUCUCGCGCGCGGCGCACAGCCGGAUAGUCGCGGCGUUCCUGCCGCCGCGCGGACUCUCGCUCGCGCCUUCCCUCUGCUAUAACGCGAUCGCUCCGUCCGUUCUCUCUUUCUCUGCCUCACUCGCUGUCUCUCUCUCUCUCUCUCUCUCUCUCUCCCCGGUUAUAUAUACGUAUAUAGUUUUUGUAUAUUCCACACAUCCAUCUCUCGUAUGUACCAGUGCAGUGUCUUGUUUCCGCCUUCGUACUCGCGCGAUAACAGUCGCGUUCGUUGUUAACGGAGAGCAGUGUGCGAUCAGCCGAGUGUCCUGCUCACGUCCUCGCCGUCGUCGUCGUAGCAGGAAGAAGGACCUUAUACCUAUAUACACACGCGCGCUCACUCACAGACACACAGAGUGGAGAGUCAGCAGCGACGACGUGAAAGUGCCCCCGUGUGUUACACUCUCCUUUGCUCGGAUACACACACACACACACACACACACGCGCACACAGAGCUACAUACAUACAUACGCGUGUCUUUCUCUCUUCUCGCGCGCGCAGCGCAGCGCUGUGCUGCCUCUCUCGGCCCCGCAGGAUUACGUAUAUCCGAGACCCGAGUAUAGCGGAGCCGCUCCAGAGAACGUCUCCUUUGUGCCCGCUACGGAGCAGCAGCAGCGUAUUAUGCCAAGUAGCAGCAGCAGCAGCAAGAGCAGCAGGUAGUGCGCGGUAAUGCCGAUCGUGUUGCAGCGCCGGCGCAGUGCUACGUCGAGGAUCGGUCUCGAGCUGGCGGCCUACAGGAGUAGGAGGGGGACACCGCGGCACACCGCGGAUAACGGUGCACCCGCCGCUCGGCGCACGAGAUCUGCGCCCGGGGCAAAGCAGCAGAAGCGGCGAUAAUAACUCGAGGCAAGUCUGCAUCACACACAGGGGGAAAACUAGCUACUCUCGUCGUCGACGCACAAGGUUAUUAUCGAGCGGAGGUAGAAGAGGAGAAGGAGCAGCAGCAGGAGGAGGAGGUGCUGGAGGAGGAAAGGAGUCGAGUGCCGCCAACAGCGCGAGCUCAGGAUGCUGAGGCGGCCGCCUAGACGGAGGUUCGUCGUCGACAUCGUCAGCCCGGCCCUUGACGAGGGGCCACAGCCACAGACAGUAUCAGGAUCAGCGCGAGAGCAAGUACCCGUGAGUCCGAGCAGCAGCAGCAUAAUCAUCGUCAGCAGCAGUCGAGAGAGCUGAGGAUGUCGGAUCAAGGCGGAUCCGGUACAGCGGCGGCUACGGCGGAACCGGGUCCAGCCUGGUGGCCGCCGGCCCAGCCCUGGAAGUCCGCUGCCGGCUCGCAGCCAAACUCCAGGACACCCGAGCCCGGCAAGAACGUGUCCGUCACUACGAUUAACGUGCCGCCACCGAUUCACGACAUGCACGACGGCAAAAGCGUCUGCAAAUACCUGGGCGGUCAGAACGGCGUGACGGUGAGCGUAGUCUCGAGCUGCGGCGCGAACAGCAGCGGCAACGGCAGCAUCAUCAACACGACGAGCAACAACUCGGGAUCGGGAGAGUCAGCCUCGGUCGACGACGUGGACGGCGACAGCGACGGCGAAGUCAGUCGCAUCGACUUCCGCGGCGUCAAUCUCAGGACCAAGAAGAAGCGCGACGGAGCUCCUGGAAGUCUGAACAACAGUGAGGAUACCUGCGGAGCCAACGACUCGGUGCAUCAGCAACCCGAGAGGCCCAUGUCCUGGGAGGGCGAGCUGUCCGAUCAGGAGAUGUCUUCCAAUACUAUUACUAAUCAGGACCACGAGGAGACGUCGAUGGAAGGCGUGCAGGUCUGCAGCUCGAGUCCCGGUCCACAGGAGCAGAAAUUCCCGAUCAAGCCCGAGCCGGACUUCCGCUCGAGUCCGGGCCCGAUGCAGUCCCUCGGCAACAAUUCCCUCAACGAGACGAUCGUCGCCGUCUCCCACGUUCAGCAGCUCCAUCACGGUCACCACCAUCAUCCCCAUCAUCAACAGCAAGCUCAUCAGCAGCAGCAACAGGCGCAGCAGCAACAGCAGCAGAAUCUGGAGCAGAACCAGCAGAGCGACUUGCCCCUGCUCGUGGGAAAGCUUCUCGGUGGUUGCAACAGCUCCACGCCCAAUCACAGUCCCGUCCUCAUUCCAAGGCAUCAUCUCACCAAGCACAGCCACACCAGAUCUCAAGUCCCAUCGCCAGACUCAGCGAUCCACUCGGCCUAUAGCGUGUUCAGUUCGCCAACGCAGUCCCCGCACGCAGGUCGUCACUCUGCCCUUGGACCGGGUUCCCCGGUCCCCUCGUCUUCGCUCUCCAUGUCGCGGCACAGCUUCAACAACUCGACCUCUUCCUUGUCCCUCUCUCUGUCGCACUCGCUGUCUCGCAAUAACUCGGACGCCUCGAGCAGUUGCUACAGCUACGGCUCACUCAGUCCGCCAACGCACUCGCCGGUCCAGCAACGGCAUGCCCACCAUCAGCAGCUUCAACAGCAGCAAAACGCGCUGCAUUUACAGGCAGGAGUAGCUCAUCACUACGGAGCGAGUGCUGGUCUUGGUGGUGCUGCUGACGCUGGCGAUGCACAUCUUGACGAUCAGGACGACUGCAGGAUAGCCUCUGCGCCUUCGGGGAUAUCCACUAGGCAACAGCUGAUCAACAGUCCGUGUCCGAUAUGCGGGGACAAGAUUAGCGGGUUUCAUUAUGGAAUAUUCUCUUGCGAGUCCUGCAAGGGCUUCUUCAAGCGUACAGUGCAGAAUCGCAAGAACUACGUGUGCCUUAGGGGCGCGGGCUGCCCCGUGACCGUUGCCACGCGCAAGAAGUGCCCGGCCUGCCGCUUCGACAAGUGCCUCAAUAUGGGCAUGAAGCUCGAGGCGAUUCGAGAAGACAGGACACGAGGUGGUCGCAGUACCUACCAGUGUACCUAUACGUUGCCGGCCAAUCUCAUGGGUGGCAACGGCUCUGCUCAAGCAGGCAUGGGACCUGACAAAAUGGGACAGGGUCAAGGACCCUGCAGUCCAGCGCCGCCAGGAAGUGAGCACCAUCACUCUAUGAAACAUCACUCGAACCAUUCCCACAAGAUGCAGGUGGUUCCGCAACUGCUGCAGGAUAUCAUGGAUGUUGAACAUCUGUGGCACUAUAAUGACAACGAUAGGGUCGGCGCAAGCCAAGCCAUGGGUUCGCUCAAUCUCUCGCAGUCUCUACCCAACUCGGGAAUGGGUAACAGUCCAGAUGGCAAUGGUAGCAGAGCGGACUCUCUGGGCGGUUUGAGCUCAUCGAAUGGUCUGGGUAGCAGUAACCCCACGACCAACGGUAACCUGUCCAGCCGAAGUGAGCCAGUACGCCCGGCUUCGUCUAAUUCUUCCACACCAACGCCGAGCCAUGAGCAACAACACUCACCUCCGACCAGUAGCGCCGCGGGCUCGAACAACACAGCCAACGGCAACCCAACUCAGCAUCCAGACUUUCUGUCAAACCUGUGCAAUAUAGCUGAUCACCGUCUCUACAAGAUCGUUAAGUGGUGCAAGAGUCUACCCUUGUUCAAGAAUAUCUCUAUCGAUGAUCAGAUCUGUCUGUUGAUCAAUUCGUGGUGCGAGUUGCUGCUGUUCUCUUGCUGCUUCCGAAGUAUGAGUACUCCCGGCGAGAUUAGGGUGUCGCUCGGCAAAUCAAUCACAUUAGAGCAAGCCAGGCAGUUGGGACUGGCCACGUGCAUCGAGAGAAUGCUGGCUUUUACGAAUAAUCUGAGGCGACUGAGAGUCGAUCAGUACGAAUAUGUUGCCAUGAAGGUGAUCGUACUGUUGACGUCCGACACAAGCGAACUAAAGGAACCGGAAAAAGUGCGAGCGUCGCAGGAGAAAGCGCUGCAAGCACUACAGCAGUACACGAUUGCGAGGUACCCGGAAAUGCCGGCAAAGUUUGGCGAGCUUCUGCUUCGGAUUCCGGAUCUCCAGCGCACUUGUCAAGCUGGCAAAGAGCUUUUGAGCGCGAAACGCGCCGAAGGCGAGGGCUGUUCUUUCAACCUUCUUAUGGAGCUGCUUCGAGGGGACCACUGAUCAAGACUCUGAAUUCCGAUGACAAUAUAGAUGAGAUGGACAAGCAGACAACGAGAGCAUUAUCGUCCUUGUAAUACGGACGCGAUCGUUCGAUGUGCAAACGUUAUAUAUUCUGUCCGUACUGCGCAAAAGUUACAUGCGUGCGACUGAACAAGGUCAACGACGAUGAAAUUUUUCGGACGAAGGAGCUUUUUGUAUCGCGGUCGAGAGUCAAGAGGAACAAAAACAAUAAGAGCUCGUAGAGUUCGAGACGAACUUUUUUACGGAGCCAACUUUGUUUUUCUUUGGUUAUUAAUAUUAGAGAGAAACUUUCUUGGGAAUAGGAGGUUUCUGAGUACUUACGCAUGUGCAGCGAAAUUCGUGAGUAUUUUAGUACAGCUGUUUUGACUUUUAGAACUAUUAUAAUUUUUUGUAUUGAAAUUUUAUAUUCGUGUUUUAUUUGAAUAUAGCAGUGUAUUGAUAAAUAUUUAACGAAAAUUACUCACAAAGUUUGCUGCACAUUUGCCAUGAUAUAUAAAAAUUCAAUUAGAAACAGUAAAUGCAGGAACAUUUUUGCAACGCGUUACUGAUUAGAGUAGAAAUUAGAUCUUAUUAGAUUAUAGCAUAUUUGGGUUACGUAUAAGUUGGCAUAUAAGACACUCCUAUUGUGAUUAGUAAAUUGUUAAAAAUUCAUAGAUUAUAAAUCAAAUUUAUGAGUAACGCUGAGAUCUCGAUAAUAGUUUUUGCUGUUUUUAAUUGCGACUAGAUCAUUUUCUGAUCGAGGAUUAAAAAAAAAAUACUGCAAACACACAUACAAAUUCAUGCAUAAAUAUAUACGAAAAAUCUAAUUUUUCUUUUAUUUUAUUAGAAAAAGACUGAUUUUUCGGAGUAGCGAAUAUUUUUAUAAGCUCUUUCGCGAGUGAUACUUCACGUCGACGUUUUAGAAAUUUUUAUCAAACACGGGCUUACCGUCCCAAGAGAUAGGGUCCGCUCAUAAAGCCCCCGGUAAUCAGGUUUUCUUAGUGAAUAAGUACGCAUAAUGCAGUAUGAACAAACAAGCAAAAUCAUAAAAAAUGCAACAAAAAUGACUGUAAAAUCGCGUUUAGUCCGUAUUAGCAUUAGCUCGUGGUGAGGGGACUACAUUUCUAUAGAAAUAUUUUAGAAGUAUGUAGGCUGAUGAAGGACUUAUAAGAGGAAAUAUA